This is a messenger RNA of Helianthus annuus (common sunflower), 1287 nucleotides long. RefSeq lists its product as uncharacterized. Bases 1 to 1287 code for a protein of 428 amino acids. NCBI's taxonomy places the organism in Eukaryota, Viridiplantae, Streptophyta, Magnoliopsida, Asterales, Asteraceae. The record is from RefSeq and is a predicted model, not a curated record. The transcript is spliced from 10 exons.
AUGUCAAUAUCAGUUAACAGUAACAAUCUUACUUUUGUUAACGAUUUGAAUCCUGGGAAAGAUAUGUGGAACAUGAAAGCGAGAAUUAUUCGAAAAUGGAAUCAACGUUACAAAAUGGAUCUCAUCUUCAUUGAUGAAAAGGGUGCUAAGAUUCAAGCAAGUAUUAAGAGUCAUCUGAUACCUGUUUUUGAUGGACAGCUUCAAGAAGAUGUUGUGAUUCUGUCGAAAUUUGGUGUUGGAUAUGUGGUUUGUUGUGGAGAUCUUGAAAUCUUUGAUCGACCUCCAAAGGAGACUAAGAAGAUCAAUUUCGAUAUUCAAGACUUGGAGGGUCUGGUUUUGCGGUGUACUGUGUGGAAUGAUUAUGCCCUGCAGUUUAAGGAGUUCAUCUCUAAAAUCCCACCUCAUGAGCAUGUGAUGGUUGUUAUACAGCAUGGAAAGUGUAAGGAAUGGAAAUGUGAAUAUACAGUUCAAAGUGAUAGGUUUGCAACACAAAUUUUUCUGAACGAAGAAAUUGAUGAAGUUAAUGAGCUGAGGAGAGCGUUUUUUCCAUUGCAUAAAGAAUUUGUAACUGAUGGUGUGAAGAAACAUGUUGAUGAGAUUAGUGAGAUAGAAAAGGAAAUGUCUUGUGUUGUGGUUGCGAAAAUUAAGAUUGUGCAAGAAGAGUAUGGUUGGUUUUAUCUUGCCUGUCGUAAGUGUUUCAAGAAGGUGAUGGGUAAAAGUGAAUACUUGCAGAAUGUUGAAAAUGUUUCGGAUGAUAUUAUUCGAUUGCCUGCGACUUCUUUGGUUUGUCCCAAAUGUCGUAGUGAAUGUUCAAGGUGCAAGUCCGGGGAGAGUGGUAGUGUUUCUUUUGUAAUGUUUGAUAGAGAUGUUCAGAAGCUUCUUGGAUUAGCGACGAGUGACAUAAGAGAGAGGCAGGUGAAGGCGAAUGAUACUGGAUGUUUCCCUCAUGAGAUAUUUCGAUUGGUUGAUAAGAAGACUGCUUUUAAGAUUAAUGUUUUAGAGUUCAAUCUUAAAAAUGACUAUCAUGUUUAUACCGUGCAAAAAACAUGUGAUGAUCCAGUAAUAAUUGCUGAGUUGGUUGGUGGAGAUGGUAAUGGUGCUGAAAAUAUUGAUGAGGUUACUCAAGAGGUAGCUGAAGUUAAGGAUGUUAACCUUUCAGAAUCUUCCCAAGUGUCGUCUGCUGAGCGAACUUCAAGGUUACGGCCGACUCUUCAGCCGUUGAAGUUGAAAAAGAUUCUGGAUCAAGUCCCAAUGGAAAAAUGGAAAGCGGAUAGCUCAAGAUGCUGA